UAGACAAGGAAUCUUUAUUCUUUAAUUAGAUAUGGUGGUGAAUCAAAAUAUCAAAUUUGUGAUGAUUCUGUCAAAAAAUAUGAGUCAUACACUUUCUCGCAUUUUCUUAUCCUAACUAGUGCCACUGCAUUGUCUAUUCCAAUCUCCUCCACCAAUCCUUAAUCUUCUCUUUUCCUUCUCUCACUAUACUUACUAUCAUCACUUCAAUUCUCUCUCUCUCUCUCUCUCUCUCUCUCUCUGGUUAUUGAUAUCUUAGUUCGUAACGAAAAUGGCUGCUGCUGUAAGUGCUGCAGUCUCUCUUCCUACUUCCAAGUCUACUUCUCUUCCAUCUAGAACCUCCAUUAUUUCUCCAGAAAGGAUCAAUUUUAACAAGUCAUCGUUGCAUUACCGUCAUGUGUCGUCAGCGGUUGCUCCAAUUCGAGCUCAAGUGAGCACAGAGGCACCUGCCAAGAAGGAGAAGCAUUCCAAGAAACAGGAAGAGGGGGUAGUUGUCAACAAAUUCAGGCCUAAAGAGCCAUACAUUGGCAAAUGCCUCUUGAACACCAAGAUUACCGGAGACGAAGCCCCCGGUGAAACCUGGCACAUGCUCUUCAGCACUGAGGGAGAGGUGCCUUACAGAGAAGGCCAGUCGAUUGGGAUAAUCCCAGAUGGGAUAGACAAGAACGGGAAACCACACAAGCUGAGGUUGUACUCGAUUGCAAGCAGCGCCCUUGGUGAUCUAGGAGACUCCAAGACUGUAUCUUUGUGUGUUAAAAGGCUUGUCUACACCAAUGAUCAAGGGGAAAUCGUUAAAGGAGUUUGCUCAAACUUUUUGUGUGACUUGACACCUGGUGCUGAGGUGAAAAUAACUGGACCUGUAGGGAAAGAGAUGCUCCUGCCAAAAGACCCCAAUGCUACCAUUAUAAUGCUUGCUACCGGAACUGGGAUUGCUCCUUUCCGCUCGUUUUUGUGGAAGAUGUUCUUUGAGAAGCACGAUGACUACAAGUUCAAUGGCUUAGCAUGGCUGUUUCUGGGUGUUCCAACGAGCAGCUCUUUGCUCUACAAAGAUGAAUUCACGAAAAUGAAGAGUAAAAGCCCAGACAACUUCCGAGUGGACUAUGCUGUGAGCAGGGAAGAGACGAAUGCGAAGGGGGAGAAGAUGUACAUCCAAACACGGAUGGCUGAGUACGCGGAAGAGCUAUGGGAGCUGCUCAAGAAGGACAACACAUACAUAUACAUGUGUGGGCUCAAGGGCAUGGAGAAGGGCAUUGACGACAUCAUGGUCUCCUUAGCUGCUAAAGAUGGUAUCGACUGGGUAGAGUACAAGAGGCAGUUGAAGAAAGCAGAGCAAUGGAAUGUAGAAGUCUACUAAUUCUUGUUGCAUAAUGCUGUUGUACAAAUGUAUCAGCCAGCAUUGUGAUUUUCUCUUUGCUGCUGUAGAUAGGUAACCUCUUUUUUGUCUUUCUUUUUUUGCAUUUGCUUUAUUAUAUUUGAACCUUCUUCUUUGAUCCUUUACCCAUCCGAGGAUGUUGAGAUUUGAGGAAUUAUCACAAAAGUUUAAUAGUGAAGCAAAUUAUCAGUCGUUUUCAAUGUUAA
Molecule: messenger RNA, 1575 nt
Organism: Salvia miltiorrhiza (redroot sage)
Lineage: Eukaryota; Viridiplantae; Streptophyta; Magnoliopsida; Lamiales; Lamiaceae
Product: ferredoxin--NADP reductase, leaf isozyme, chloroplastic
Exons: 9
Coding region: 269-1351 (360 amino acids)
Molecular function (GO): oxidoreductase activity
Source: RefSeq, a predicted model, not a curated record